Pteronotus mesoamericanus is the source of this 1649-nucleotide messenger RNA. It is a transcript of the gene GJB1, whose product is annotated as gap junction protein beta 1. The transcript has 3 exons. Bases 162 to 1013 code for a protein of 283 amino acids. The record is from RefSeq and is a predicted model, not a curated record. NCBI's taxonomy places the organism in Eukaryota, Metazoa, Chordata, Mammalia, Chiroptera, Mormoopidae. Gene Ontology annotation, cellular component: connexin complex. Gene Ontology annotation, molecular function: gap junction channel activity. Gene Ontology annotation, biological process: cell-cell signaling.
CGUCUGCAGACAUUCCCGGGAAGAACAGCAGCAGCAGCCAGGCUCCAAGUCGUUUCUCCUCUCAAUCUUUUUCCCCAGCCAAGGAUUCCCCUCAUCUGCAAAAGAGCUGAAUUCCCAGGAAGACUUGAGGGGCCCUCUGGCACAGGUGUGAAUGAGGCAGGAUGAACUGGACGGGCUUGUACACCUUGCUCAGCGGCGUGAACCGGCAUUCUACUGCCAUUGGCCGAAUAUGGCUCUCAGUCAUCUUCAUCUUCAGAAUCAUGGUGCUGGUGGUGGCUGCAGAGAGCGUGUGGGGUGACGAGAAGUCUUCCUUCAUCUGCAACACCCUCCAGCCUGGCUGCAACAGCGUCUGCUACGACCAUUUUUUCCCCAUUUCCCAUGUGCGUCUGUGGUCUCUGCAGCUCAUCUUGGUUUCCACCCCAGCUCUCCUCGUGGCCAUGCACGUGGCUCACCAGCAGCACAUCGAAAAGAAAAUGCUGCGACUUGAGGGCCACGCGGACCCCCUCCACCUGGAGGAGGUGAAGAGGCACAAGUUCCACAUCUCAGGGACACUGUGGUGGACCUAUGUCAUCAGUGUGGUCUUCCGGCUGCUGUUUGAGGCUGCCUUCAUGUAUGUCUUUUAUCUGCUCUACCCGGGCUACGCCAUGGUGCGGCUUGUCAAGUGUGAGGCCUACCCCUGCCCCAACACAGUGGACUGCUUCGUGUCCCGCCCCACGGAGAAAACCGUCUUCACCGUCUUCAUGCUGGUCGCCUCCGGCAUCUGCAUCGUCCUCAACGUGGCAGAAGUGGUGUACCUCGUCAUCCGGGCCUGUGCCCGCCGAGCCCGGCAACGCUCCAAUCCGCCCUCCCGCAAGGGCUCGGGCUUUGGCCACCGCCUCUCACCUGAAUACAAGCAGAAUGAGAUCAACAAGCUGCUGAGUGAGCAGGACGGCUCCCUGAAAGACAUACUGCGACGCAGCCCCGGCACUGGGGCCGGGCUGGCUGAGAAGAGCGACCGUUGCUCUGCCUGCUGAUGCCACAUACCAGGCAACGUCCCAUCCCGCCCCCCACCCUGCCCCAGGCCUGCGCCUCCUUCUCCCCUGCCGGUGCACAGGCCAUGGCCUGCCAGGGAGAGCUCCAUUCAAACCACCCUGCCCUCCCGGCUCCCCUUCCUCCCGCGGGGCUUUCCGUCUGAGGUGCUGAAGGGGUGGGGAGCCUGAGGCCACAGAAGCCAGUGCUCAAGGUUAUUGGGGGUGUGGGCGGCUCUUGUGGUCUGUUCUCCUUCCUCUUCCCUCUCCAUCUCCCUGGGACCACUGGGGAUGAGACAUAGGAUGCUCUGACAGCAUCUCCAACGAUGAAACUAAUCUUAACCCUGUGCUGUCAGGUAUCCUAUUUCUGGAGUCACAUCAGUGAGGAGGGAAUGGAGCCAGUGCAGCGCAGGGAGGGUGCUGUGGGCCUGUGGGUGGAGAAGGGAGGGGAGCAAGAAAAGGAGGAGCAGCGCUUGCGGCCUCAAGGAAAAGGAGGUCGAGUCUGGGGUGGAGGAGUUAGGGAGGGAGAGAGAAGCAGGCAGAUAAAUUGGAGUGGGGGUUGGUCUGGGCUCCCUCUGCCUCUAGUCCCCAAGGCCUCUCUCUGCCUGAAAUGUUACACAUUAAACAGGAUUUUACAGUAAA